Acanthosepion pharaonis is the source of this 1137-nucleotide messenger RNA. The record is from the annotation of a GenBank genome assembly. Lineage: Eukaryota; Metazoa; Mollusca; Cephalopoda; Sepiida; Sepiidae.
AUGUUACUUCUUAUACAACUUUUUUAUUCUUCCUUCACAAGUUUGUUUUUUUCAUUUUUCCUUCUUUCUUUCUCCUUUCACUCUUUCUUUUUUUUUCCCCUUAUUUCUCUUUUUUCUUUUCAUUUAUUUCUUUUUUUCUUUCUUUCUUUCUUUCUUUCGUUCUUUUUUUCUUUCUUCUUUUCUUUUUUCUUCUGCCUUAUUCUUUCUUCUUUUCUUUCUUUCUUUCUUUCUUUCUUUCUUUCUUUUUUCUUUCUUUUCUUUCUAUUAGCAUUUUAUUCUUUCUGCCUUUCCUUCUUUUCUUUUUUCUUUUCUUUCUUUUCUUUCUUUUUUUCUUUCUUUCUUUCUAUUCGUUUUCUUUUCUUUCUUUCCUUCUUUUUCGUUUCUUUCUUUCUUUCUUUCUUUAUUCUUUUCUUUCUUUCUUUCUUUCUAUUAGCAUUUUACAAUUCUGCCUUUCCUUCUUUUGAAUUCGUCUUCUUUUCUUUCUUUCUUUCUUUCUUUCUUUCUUUCUUUCUUUCUAUUAGCAUUUUACAAUUUUUCUUUCCUUUCCUUCUUUUUUCUUCGUCUUCUUUUUUUUCUUUCUUUCUUUCUUUCUUUUUUCUUUCUUUUUUUCUUUUCUUUCUUUCUAUUUUCUUUUUUUAUUCUGCCUUUCCUUCUUUUAAUUCUCUUCUUUUCUUUCCUUUCUUUCUUUCUUUUUUUUUACAUUCUUUUCCUUCUCUUUUCGUUUCUUUUCUUUCUUUCUUUUCUUUUCCUUUCUUUCUUUUUUUUCUUUCUUUCUUUCUUUUUUCAUUUUCAAUUCUGCCUUUCCUUCUUUUGAAUUCCAUUUUACAAUUCUGCCUUUCCUUCUUGAAUUCGUCUUCUUUUCUUUCUUUCUUUCUUUCUUUCUUUCUUUCUUUCUUUCUUUCUUUCUUUCUAUUAGCAUUUUACAAUUCUGCCUUUCCUUCUUUUGAAUUCCAUUUUAUUCUUUCUUAUUUUUCUUUCUUUCUUUCUUUUCUUUCUUUCUUUCUUUCUUUUUUUCUUUCUUUCUUCUUUGAAUUCAUUUUUCUUUCUUUUCUUUCCUUCUUUUUUUACAAUUUCUUCUUUUCUUUCUUUUCUUUCUUUCUUUCUUUCUUUCUUUCUUUCUUUCUUUCUUUCUAUUAG